UCUGGGGUCAGUAGUUAUGACAUCGAUCUUAUAAUAGCCACACAUAAUCGGUUGCGAAACUCUAUUGCGAGCGGCAAUGAGACCAACAGAGGGUUCCCGUCGGCGGGCAAUAUGCUUGUGCUCGAGUGGGACGACGAGUUGGCGGCCGUAGCCCAGGCACACGCCUCCCAGUGCCUCUUUCAGCACGAUUGCUAUCAAUGCCGCAGAACUGAAAGAUACGCGACUGUGGGUCAGAAUAUAUUCCUAUACCGAACAUCACGUCUAUCGGUGCGAAACAGAUGGCAAUACGCUAUCCAGUUGUGGUACGACGAGCUCAGUAUAGCACCC
This is a messenger RNA of Medioppia subpectinata, 327 nucleotides long. The record is from the annotation of a GenBank genome assembly. NCBI's taxonomy places the organism in Eukaryota, Metazoa, Arthropoda, Arachnida, Sarcoptiformes, Oppiidae.